Molecule: messenger RNA, 760 nt
Organism: Dermochelys coriacea (leatherback sea turtle)
Lineage: Eukaryota; Metazoa; Chordata; Testudines; Dermochelyidae
Gene: MRPL14
Product: mitochondrial ribosomal protein L14
Exons: 3
Coding region: 149-589 (146 amino acids)
Biological process (GO): translation
Cellular component (GO): mitochondrion; ribosome
Molecular function (GO): structural constituent of ribosome
Source: RefSeq, a predicted model, not a curated record
CGCCAGUGGCUGAUGCGCAUGCGCCCCCCCCCCUCUCCUCAGGCGAUCGGAUCGUUCCUCUCUUUGCCCACACAGGCUCCCCCUUUUGCGCAUGCGCGCUGCGGAUCGAGCCGUGGAGCCCGCUGCCUAGCUUGUUACCAGAAUCUCAAUGGCUUUCUUGAGUAGGCGGCUGGGCUUGCUGUUAACACAAAUAAACAGAGUGGUCGAGCAGCGGCACUUCAGCAUCUCUGGAGCAUGCAGUGCGAUACAGAAACUGACCCGCGUGCGAGUGGUGGACAACAGUGCCUUGGGGAACACACCGUACCAUCGGCCGCCCAAAUGCAUCCAUGUGUAUAACAAGACUGGAGUUGGGAAAGUGGGGGAUAAAAUUCUACUGGCUAUCAAAGGAGAAAAGAAAAAGGCUUUAAUUGUAGGUCACAGGAUGCCUGGCCCUUGCAUGACGCCUAGAUUUGAUUCCAACAAUGUGGUGCUCAUCGAAGACAAUGGAAACCCAACAGGGACUAGAAUAAAAACCCCAAUACCCUUGAUACUGCGGAAGCGCGAAGGAGAGUUCUCUAAAGUGUUGGCCAUUGCCCAGCACUUAGUGUGAAGACUAAGAAAGGUCUCAGGCUGUCCUGUGUCAUGGGCUUUGAAACAGUAAGUGUUCCACAUGGUUCCACUUAACCUAGAAGAGGAUCCAAGGAGAAUUGAGGUUCGUCAGGAGACUUGUCUUCUACUCGUGAAUUAAGAUCUACAGCUGAAUAAAAGAUUUUUAAGACAA